AAUUUUCAUACAUACCAGUUCUUAUUAAAUAAAAUAUGAAAAUUGACACAACAGACUUUCAGGACAUAUGUAGAAUAUGUCUUGAACGAUGCCCAGUAACUUUUAAUAUUUUCACUUGUUAUUACGCUAAAAUAUUAUACUGUGAAAUGCUGUCGGAUUGUACAAAAAUAAAGCCUGAUGAAGAGGACGGUUUGCCACAGCUCAUGUGUAAAAAUUGCUGUAGGCAGUUGAAGAAAACAUAUAUUUUCAAUUUACAAUGUGUAGAGAGUGAGAAGAAAUUAAGGAACCUUCUAGAAAGUAAUGAUACAAUAAUUACGGUAGAGAAAGAAGAAUGCUUUGAAAUAAAAAACAAAAUACAAGAUCUAUGUGAUAGUGUUAAAGGUGAAAUAGAAGACUUAAAGGACAAAUCUAUAGAAUUAUUGUUAAAAGAAGAAAAAGCUGUUGAUGAGGAUAUAAAGUCAGAACCUGGUUACAAUGACAAUGAGGAAAGUGACACUUGGAAUGAUGAUGAUGAAAAUUUACUUAUACAGUUCAAAACAGCACCAGAAGCUGAAGAAGCAAAUGGCGAGGUAAUAAUAAAGAAAAAAAGAGGGCGCAAGAAAAAAGAUGGAACAACGGUAGCACAAAGUAAGCUUCCGCAUCAAUGUGAUAUCUGCGGCAAGAUACUGAGCUCCAAAAGUAAUUUGAACUCGCACAAAAUAUGCCACACGGACUUAAGGCCUUAUAAGUGUACAGAGUGUCCUGCGUCUUUCAAAGGACACAGCGGUUUGUUCCAACACAAAAGGAUACAUACUGGUGAGACACCAUAUCAUUGUGAAUAUUGUCCGAAACAGUUUAGAAAAAGAACGGCGCUUGUUAAUCAUAUACGUAUGCAUAAAGGUGAAAAGCUAUUUAAUUGCAACGUUUGCUUCAAGAGUUUCGUUCAAAGCGGUCAACUGGCGAUACACAUGAAACGCCAUAGCGGGGUCAAGUCAUAUCUGUGUCAGGAUUGUGGGAAAGGAUUCCCAAUAAAAGCGGAUCUCAAAGUGCAUCAAAGAGUACACAACGGAGAGAAGCCAUACUCUUGUCAUCUCUGCGAGAAGACAUUUGCCACAUCUGGCAAUUUGUCCAUUCAUGUACGGAUACAUAAUAGGGAAGUUAGAUAUAAUUGUAAAUACUGCCACCGCGGCUUCGUAACGCGCAGUUCCUUCAACGUUCACGUAAAACGUCACAGCGGGCAAAGGGACUAUGCCUGCGAGUGUGGAAAGAAAUUCUACACUUCUUCAGCACUAAAACAACAUAAAAUAGUACAUACGGGCGAAAAAAGAUACCAAUGCAAAAUAUGCGAUAGAAAAUUCACGCAAACGGGCCAUUUGAGUCGACAUUUUAGAAAAGACCACGCGAAACCGAACGCGCCUUUACCAACGUCGGAUUACUAUAAAAUAAAACUUCCACAGACUAAGCAAGGGUUGGUGUUCGAAAUUCAAAAAGUGGCGCCUAUUGAUGACAAUAUGAAAUGUGAGGAAACCUAGCGAAGAGCUGCUGGCUGGUGGGAUAGAACUGUUUGUGUUGUGUUGUGUUGGGGAAUUUGAAUUGUGCACGAUUGUUUGAAUGUGAAGAAAAAUGACGAUGUUAUUUGAAGCGUGAAUCGACUAAUUUUUUGACGUGUCAAAUAAGGAGAACUACGUAUCGUUCGAAAUUUGAAUUGUGAUUCGAUGGUUUUGCAUUGUGACUAGAAUUGUAAUUAGAAAUUGUGCGGUGCGGCAACUAUGAGCUAUUAUUACUACGUAUAGAGAAGACACCACGAAUAAAAUCUAUGCGCGGCACGGGGCGGCUAGUGAGUCAUAGAUUAAGCGAGGUCACCAACUCGCCGCUAUAGAGGCGACACUUUGUAAAUAUUCUGCCUAUUUAUACUUAACAAUUAAAAACAAUCAAUGUAACAAAAAAUAUAUAAUUAAUCUAAUAAAGAAAUUAUUAAUAAA
Colias croceus (clouded yellow) is the source of this 1961-nucleotide messenger RNA. RefSeq names its product zinc finger protein 121-like. Bases 36 to 1511 code for a protein of 491 amino acids. Gene Ontology annotation, biological process: regulation of transcription by RNA polymerase II. The record is from RefSeq and is a predicted model, not a curated record. Gene Ontology annotation, molecular function: zinc ion binding; DNA-binding transcription factor activity, RNA polymerase II-specific; RNA polymerase II cis-regulatory region sequence-specific DNA binding. Lineage: Eukaryota; Metazoa; Arthropoda; Insecta; Lepidoptera; Pieridae. The transcript has 9 exons. Gene Ontology annotation, cellular component: nucleus.